Molecule: messenger RNA, 966 nt
Organism: Clupea harengus (Atlantic herring)
Lineage: Eukaryota; Metazoa; Chordata; Actinopteri; Clupeiformes; Clupeidae
Exons: 4
Coding region: 182-673 (163 amino acids)
Source: RefSeq, a predicted model, not a curated record
CCAGGACAAUAAAUGCAGACUACUUACACAAAUAACCCGAUUCCUAUCCGUAGUCCAAGCUAAAUCAGUGUUCUAUGUGUGUUCUUGAAAAUCACUGUUAAAUGUAACUAUGAGGGAGUGUACGUAGCGACUAAUAAGUGAAAUGUUGAUGUAAUUGGCCUGUCUUAAUAAUCGAGUCAUCAUGGAGAGCUCUGGCACUCAGCAACUCGACGAAGACAUUGCCAUGAGGAAAUAUUGUAAGAAAACGAUUAUAAAAAUGAAACUCAAAAAAAGAGACUCGGGACACAGACAAAAUACCAGCAGACAGAAACCCGAGUUCGAAGAUCCUGCUUUAAUACCACAACAACUAGUCAACUUACUCAAAAUGAAGGCUUUCAGAGAAAAGUUGAAGACGGCUGCAGAGAUGGAGUUCCAUGAUCCUCAGCACUGCAGGUCAUGCCAGGUCAAACAGGCUGAGCUGGCUCGUGAUGACUUCAUCAGGAGGAAGACGACCCGGCUCCUGUCUCCUCUUCUGGAGGACAAAAUCCAAUCUCACUUUCUUAAUAGAAACUCCAUAUGUCUGAUAGGAGAAGUAUUGAGAGACCUGCCUAGGCCGACAGAUGACCCUGGCCUUGUGUGGGAGGCCCUGAAGGCCAGAGAAGUGGAACUUACCCAGCGUAAAUGCACAAGCUGAUCCUGCAUUUCCCCAUGUUCAGUGGAAUUCAGCCCGUGGCUUUGAUAUCGACAUGGGACUUGAGGGUCAAGACAUUGUGUGACCUUAUUUUUAUACAUGAUCAUGUUGCUACAUUAGACACGUUACAGUAUUGAAUGUUGAAUGUUGAAUUGUAUAUGCUCCAACCUUGUUAAUAUAUGUUUUGAAAGAGGACACAUAUCUGCUUCUGUAUAUAUACAAGCAACAGCAAAAUAGCUUAAUAUCAGGGUAAAUUUACCAAGUUGUGUCAAAUGAGAUGCCAGUGCAACAUCAAU